This is a messenger RNA of Clarias gariepinus (North African catfish), 1361 nucleotides long. RefSeq names its product leucine-rich repeat-containing protein 3B. NCBI's taxonomy places the organism in Eukaryota, Metazoa, Chordata, Actinopteri, Siluriformes, Clariidae. The coding region runs from base 187 to 1266 and encodes 359 amino acids. Gene Ontology annotation, molecular function: protein binding. The transcript has 2 exons. The record is from RefSeq and is a predicted model, not a curated record. Gene Ontology annotation, cellular component: extracellular matrix.
UCAGAAGUCAAGGCUUAUCUGGGAUGUAGAGGAAGAGGACGAUUAGACCUCUUCUGUACAAUAUUACUAAGCACAGGUCAUUGGGGAUUAGGGCUGAGUGCAGAACGGUGAUGAUGAAUUCUGCGCUCUGGUUGGUCCUCUGGUCUUGAUUAAUUCUCCCCAACGCAGCUUUGACUGUAGAGCAGGAUGUCUGCACUGCCAUCGUUGUUGCUCUUGGCGUCGACGCUGGCAUCGACAUCACAGUCCUCAGACACCAUCUUCACCUGCCCCACACACUGCACGUGCCACCUGGAGCUCAAGUUCGCCUCAUGCGCCGGCGCCAAUCUCACCGACCUGCCCUCCGUCAUCCCUCCUUACACAGAACACCUCAAUCUAUCGUUCAAUCACUUGGUCUUCAUCAGGAACCAGGCCUUUCAGGACGUACGCCGCCUCCACACGCUGCUCCUGAACGAUAACAGGAUCAGCAACGUGAGCCGCGGAGCCUUCCAGCCUCUCGAGUUCCUCCUGAGACUCGACCUGAGCCGCAACCGCAUUUCCGUCCUGCCAGAUGGGUUCUCCCUGGGUUUAGUCUCCCUGCUUGAGCUUACCUUGGUAGAGAACCAGCUCUGGAGCCUGAACGAACACUAUUUCUCGCACCUCGAUGCCAUUCAGAAGCUUGACCUGCGCAACAACCGCAUUAACUCUAUCAAUGUAAGGGCGUUCAGCUCGCUUAGCACUUUACGCCGUGUGUUCUUGGAUCACAAUUACAUCAACAAUCUUGAAAAUGGGGUUUUCUCUAUGAUGAGGAACCUCGAGGAGCUUGGGCUAAGCAAGAACAACAUCAACCACCUGGAGGUCGGCGUCUUUUCUCCGCUGACCAGCCUAGCUUUGCUUAAUUUGACCUAUAACAAUCUCUCCCAUGUGGACUUCAAGGCCUUCCUCAGCCUGGACACACGCAGCACGCACAUUCACCUUCGUGGGAACCCUUGGGACUGUGAUUGCGAUUUGCAGCGGGUUUUCCGCAAAGUUCACAGCGUCCACAGGCUGCAACUGGACGACUACAACAACCUGAGCUGCUACAUGCCCGAGGAGCUGCGCGGAUACCCGCUGCGCGACGUCGACAACGAGCUGUGCUUCGCUGAAACGGUCACCGUACUCAUCAUCACCGUCACUGUGAUGAUCACGGUUGUGGCCGCCAUCAUCAUGGCUGAGAAAAAGAGGAAGAAAUCAAAUAAAGGGAAGCACUGGACGGAGGUCAGCGAGGUCUCGUGCGACUCACAGAGCUGAGAAGAAAGAUGCAGGACGCAGGAGAUUAUUCAGAUCAACAAAUACGACAAAUAAACUGGAUGUACAUUUUAACCUGAGAAUAAAUUUACAUAAAU